Molecule: messenger RNA, 1318 nt
Organism: Galendromus occidentalis (western predatory mite)
Lineage: Eukaryota; Metazoa; Arthropoda; Arachnida; Mesostigmata; Phytoseiidae
Product: neural cell adhesion molecule 1
Exons: 6
Biological process (GO): homophilic cell-cell adhesion; synapse organization
Cellular component (GO): plasma membrane; neuronal cell body; axon
Molecular function (GO): axon guidance receptor activity; protein binding
Source: RefSeq, a predicted model, not a curated record
GUUCAAAUGGGCGACGCGGGCACGUACACUUGUUCAUCCAUAGCCGACGGCAAAGAGGUUUCUGUUUCAUUCGCACUGUUCGUCUACAAAGCGAUCUCGUUCCAAGGAACCAAAGAUGUUCAAACGGCGACCGAAGGUGACGACAAAGCUGUUAUCAGAUGCGAGGCCAGUGGUUCUAAGACACCGGACUUCUCCUGGCAACUCAACGAUCGCGCCAUCCGAGACAACAAAGGCAAUAAGAAAUAUUCGGUCAAGGACAACGUUCUCACCAUCUACAAUGUGCAGACGACGGACGCGGGCAACUAUACUUGUAAAGCGUUCAUGGGAACCAAACACCUGGUGUCCGUGCAGAAGAAAGAAAUCCAAUUCCUCGUCCAAUACCGUCCGAGAUUCAAGGACACGACUCCGGACGUGACGUACGCGCGAGUAGGCUCGAUGGCCAAGAUUACUUGCGAUGCUGAAGGUGAGCCAACACCUUCGAUCCAAUGGCUGCGUGGCAAAGAGCACAUCUACAUGCGCGAUGAGUUCAACAUCAUCGGCAACGUCGGAUCCAGUACGCUCAACAUUGAUGUGCGCGACCACACUUACUACGAUGUCUACACGUGCCAUGCUCAGAACGGACUCGGAGUCCGCGAGAAACAUAUCACGCUGAAAGAGGGAGGUCCGCCGACUACGCCUCGAGUAAGCGUCAUCGACGCGAAGAAAGACACGAUAGUUCUACACAUCGAGCACAACGACGACGAGUAUCUGAAUCAACUCGGCAUCGACUCGUUCCGGGUUCAGUAUAAAACUGACGAAGGAACAUGGGAGACGGCUCCCGCUCAAGAAUACGCCGUCAAUCGCGAUCGCAGUCCACACUAUCACCUUCGCAAUUUGAACACCAACACGAGCUACGUGAUUCGAGUGGCAGCCAACAAUGCGGCAGGUCCUUCAGACUUCUCUCAGGAGCUUUACCAUCGCACGCAGACUAUGGACUAUCAACGCGCACCCGUCGCGGCCUCGAGUCAACUGUUUUCGUCCACGGUUGUUCUUCUAUUCCCGUUGCUGCUAUUGAGACAGCGAACUUAGAGGCAACUCAAACCCCUCCCUUACCACGCGUAGUUGAGCCAAUGGUUGAGCCAGAGCUGUCAAGUGCAAACAUCAUCAUCAACAACAACAAACCAAAUUUCUCUUCGAAUCUAUCAAACUCUGCAUCCCUCGCACGGAGGGAACAGAUACAAACGAAAUAUAUGGAAUUCAUGAGCUAGGUCCGCCGGGACGGCGAUAUGCCUCUCUCGCUCGGGCAACAAAUUCGCUAUUCCAAUCCAGUCUGCAUGAU